UUUGCAUCCACAUAAUAUACCUCCUAAAAAAUCACAACUCUCUGCUCUUUCAAUUCAAGAUAAUCUAUCAUUGUUUUUCCAUGAACUAUAGCAAGAAUGUCAGCAGCAUUAUGUUCAUCAUUUCGGGUAAUGUUGCCUCAGUGGAGAUACUGUAACAAGAACUUGCACUACUGGAUUUUGCCUCCUUCUAAAACAAAACUUAACUUCCUCUAUUUUCCAAUCUUCUCUUCUUUUACUGAUGAUGAUUCUGUCAAACCCAUCAAACAAAAUCAGGUUAUGUAUGACCCUUCAGAGGAGCUCUUUGGACUUGCUGCUGAUUUGCAGCCAAGGAAAGUUAUUUCUAGUGCUUCGAGUCCAAGAUCAUGGUUUGGCCCAAAUGGCCAAUAUAUAAGAGAAUUGCCUUGCCCAAGCUGCAGAGGAAGGGGCUACACUCCAUGUAUUGAAUGUGGAAUAGAGCGAUCCAGUUUAGAUUGUUCAUUGUGUAAUGGAAAGGGUAUGAUGACUUGUCAUCAGUGCGGUGGAGAUUGUGUCAUUUGGGAAGAGUCUAUUGAUGAAAGGCCUUGGGAGAAAGCUCGAUCAAGUUCCCCUUUAAAAGUAAAGGAAGACGAUGAAGUGGACAACUUAGACAUAAAGCUUGACUCGAAGAGGAAAACUAAGCGUGUCUACCAGUCUCCAAAUACAGAAGUCAAUUUGAAGAUCAGCAGAUCAUUAAAAAGCUUAAAUGCCAAGACUGGGCUAUUUAGUAAGAGGAUGAAGAUUAUCCAUGGCGAUCCCACGCUUCAUGCACAAAGAGUAGCUGCUAUUAAGAAAGCAAAGGGGACACCUGCUGCUAGAAAACGUGCCUCUGAUUCCAUGAAAGAUUACUUCCGCGAUCCAGAUAACCGUCGCAAGAGAAGUAUAUCCAUGAAAGGAGUGAAAUUUUACUGUAGAAAUUGUGGACAGGAAGGGCAUAGGAGUAACUACUGUCCAGAAAUUCGAGACAAUACAGAUAGACGUUAUAGAUGUCGAUUAUGUGGAGCAAAGGGUCAUAACAGAAGAACCUGCUUAAAGUCGAGCUUAAUUGUACCUAAGAAGAUGGUCAAGAUUAACCAUCAUUGCAGCAAGUGUCGAAGAACUGGCCAUAAUAGAAGGACAUGCAAUCAAAAGAAGAAAGAGACUAAAGUUGUUGCUACAAUUACUACUCGGGCAAAGAGAACUUAUAGCUGCAGUGUGUGCUUAGGGAAAGGGCACAAUGCUCGGACAUGUCUUCAUAAAAACAACUUCAAAAGAAGAUAGCUCUUUGUAAGGAAAUUCCUAAUGUCUGACUUUGUUCACAUAUAUCAAUUAAUCCAAUAUUCUGUUUCUUUUCUGAUA
Nicotiana attenuata is the source of this 1353-nucleotide messenger RNA. RefSeq lists its product as uncharacterized. The record is from RefSeq and is a predicted model, not a curated record. Bases 97 to 1275 code for a protein of 392 amino acids. The transcript is spliced from 8 exons. Gene Ontology annotation, cellular component: cytoplasm. NCBI's taxonomy places the organism in Eukaryota, Viridiplantae, Streptophyta, Magnoliopsida, Solanales, Solanaceae. Gene Ontology annotation, biological process: positive regulation of cytoplasmic translation. Gene Ontology annotation, molecular function: zinc ion binding; translation regulator activity; single-stranded RNA binding.